Molecule: messenger RNA, 7910 nt
Organism: Sinocyclocheilus rhinocerous
Lineage: Eukaryota; Metazoa; Chordata; Actinopteri; Cypriniformes; Cyprinidae
Product: E3 ubiquitin-protein ligase TRIM71
Exons: 4
Coding region: 931-3405 (824 amino acids)
Molecular function (GO): zinc ion binding; protein binding
Source: RefSeq, a predicted model, not a curated record
UGUACUUUCCAGUAAUAAAUAAAACAAAAAAUAAAUGAAUAAUUGGCCUUUGCUGAAUUUGUACUACUUUUAAUACCCUGCCCGACCCCGCCCCCUCGCCACAUAAACCACGCCCCUCCGGAAUGUUCUCAGGAGGACGUGCGCUCUAGGCUUAUUAAGUAUGGACGCGUUCGCUUGAUGGUCACGCGCUGUAGAAUUGUCGUCCGCGCGAGCGUCAUUCCCGAUGAAAAGGAGUGCGGAUUGAAGAGGCGCGCGGAGAGAGCGUUUGUUUUGCGAACAUGGGCAGCUGAAAGCUCGGGAACGAAUGGACACGAAAGGUUGAAUGGUUACCUUAUACCCCUCGCCAAAGUGUUACUGUAACCGGACUGAAGGAAGUUCAAGGGGCUUUUCAGCCUCACCACAGUAACAGGAUCUUGAGGGGCUCUGCGUGCUAACGAGCUACAUGGGACAUACUUUGAAUUAUUAAAGCGCGUAAUGAGAAGAAUGACGCGCAGAUGGUAGACUAAAGCGCGUUCAUGGAAAACGGACAUAUUUGCGUUUGGGAAGGAAAAAACUGACACCGUAUCGAGCGUGUUUGGCCCCUCUCGUCAUGCGGCGGUGGGGGAGGAUCGGAGCAGGGACCUCGCAGCGGAUCUAUGUUUCGCAACAAUGUUAAUGCCCCAUACCGAGGGAUUAUAAGGCCUCAAAAUGACACUUGGUGUCCAAAUGUGCACUCGAGAAGUUGCGUAUAGAGUUUGUCCUGCGAAUUUCUAAAGAUAAUAACCAAAACUGAAAGCCCAAUUCAAUCUAAAGUCAUUAAACGGGAAUGUAUAUAUCAAGUAUCGUUGAAUGUAGCUCCCAGUACAGCAUGCCAAGUCUAUGAUCUGCAUUACUUGCUUGAGUUGAUCAGGGAACCGUUUCGGAAGCUUUUGUGUAUCUUAACGCGUUUUUAUGUGUGAAGUUAUUUUGUGGUCCUCUGCGCAAAUGGCGUCUUUCCCAGACUCCGACCUGCAAACAUGUCCGCUGUGCAAGGAGCUGUGCGGCUGCUCUGCUCCGAUCUCCUCCAAUUCAUCUACCUCCUCCUCGUCCUCCCAGACCUCCAACUCCUCAUCUACCUCAUCCACCAGGAGGCUGCACGUCCUGCCCUGUCUCCACGCCUUCUGCAGGCAAUGCCUAGAGGGCCACAGGAGCCCAGGUGACCCUCUGAAGCUCAGAUGCCCCACAUGCGACCAAAAAGUGUCUCUGACGGAAUCAGGCGUGGACGCGUUGCCUUCCUCCAACUUUCUUUUCAGCAACCUGCUGGAUGUGGUGGUCUCUGCUGAGGAACAGGGCAAGAACGGUCGGUCUUCAUCGGUGGUCCAUCACGGUGGUCUUCUGAGACCCCAGCACCUCUCAGACCCUCAGUGCAGCUCUUGUGAUGAGGGCAACCCCGCUACCUCCCACUGCCUGGACUGCCAGGAGUACCUGUGCGACAACUGCGUCAGGGCUCACCAGAGGGUCCGACUCACCAAAGACCACUUCAUCGAGGGGCUUCUGGAGAGCUUACACCUGGCCAACCGCACCAACAACUCCAACACCCCGAUCAACAUCUCCCAGUCCUUCCUUAACAGCUUCUCCAUGCUGAAUGUUUUCCAGGAGAGGAUGGACUUCUGCCAGCAGCAUGAUAACGCGGUGCUGCGGUUUUUCUGUGACAGCUGCGGCGUGCCAAUCUGUAGAGAGUGCAGCUUGGGCAGACACGCGGGUCACAGUUUCACCUACCUGCAGGAAGCACUGCAGGACUCCAGAGCGCUGACCAUCCAGCUGCUCGCAGACGCACAGCAGGGCAGACAGGCUGUACAGCUGAGCAUCGAGAAAACCCAGGCCAUUGCUGAACAAGUGGAACUGAAGGCUAAGGUUGUGCAGUCAGAAGUGAAAACCAUCACUCUUCGUCAUAAGAAAGCUCUGGAGGAACGCGAGUGUGAGCUGCUCUGGAAGGUGGAGAAGAUUCGACAGGUGAAGGCAAAAUCCCUUUACCUGCAGGUUGAGAAACUUCACCAUAAUCUCACCAAGCUGGAUAGUACUAUCGCCACAGUGACACAGGUUCUAGAAGAGGGCCGUAGCAUAGAUGUCCUGCUAGCACGAGAGCACAUGUUAAAUCAGCUACAGGAGCUUAAAUCCAUCCGCUGCAUCCUACAGCCCCAAGAAGACGAUCGCAUCAUGUUCACACCACCAGACCAGGCUCUUCUGAUUGCCAUCAAGUCCAUGGGCCUCAUCAGCAGCGGAGCCUUCGCCACAGCUUCCAAAGCUCACGGUGAAGGCCUCAAGAGAGCACUGCAAGGAAAGCUAGCUUCCUUUACUGUCGUAGGGUAUGAUCAUGACGGUGAGCCUCGGUUGUCUGGUGCUGACAGUGUCUCGGUUGUGCUUAUGAGUCCGGAUGGAAAUCUGUCUAGCGCAGAUGUUUCCGACCACCAAGAUGGAACGUACACAGUCAGCUAUCUGCCCAAGAGCGAGGGUGAGCAUUUGCUCUCGGUGCUUAUAUGCAAUCAGCACAUUGAGGGAAGUCCUUUCAAAGUGAUGGUCAAAUCCGGUCGCAGUUACGGCGGUGUAGGCCUGCCCAUUGCAUCUUUCGGAGGAGAGGGCGAUAGGGACGGGCAGCUGUGUCGGCCUUGGGGCAUCUGCGUGGAUAAGGAGGGCUACGUGGUGGUCGCUGACCGAAGCAACAACCGCGUGCAGAUCUUCAAGCCUUGUGGCACGUUCCACCACAAGUUUGGCACCUUGGGCUCACGACCGGGCCAGUUUGACCGCCCUGCUGGAGUCGCCUGUGACAGCCAGAGGAGAAUCAUUGUGGCAGAUAAGGACAAUCACCGCAUCCAGAUCUUUACCUUUGAUGGCCAGUUUCUUCUCAAAUUUGGUGAGAAGGGAACCAAAAAUGGGCAGUUCAACUACCCAUGGGAUGUGGCCGUCAACUCUGAAGGGAAGAUCCUGGUUUCGGAUACACGCAACCACCGUGUGCAACUCUUUGGACCUGACGGGACUUUCCUUAACAAAUACGGAUUCGAAGGUGCCCUCUGGAAACAUUUUGACUCUCCUCGCGGUGUGGCCUUCAAUCAGGAAGGCCACCUCGUUGUGACCGACUUCAACAAUCAUCGGCUGCUUGUCAUCAGGCCCGACUGCCAGUCAGCACGCUUCCUCGGGUCUGAGGGAACCGGAAAUGGCCAGUUCUUGCGGCCUCAAGGUGUAGCAGUGGACCAGGAGGAUCGUAUUAUCGUGGCCGAUUCCCGCAACCAUCGCAUUCAGGUGUUCGAACCCAACGGCAACUAUUUAUGCAAGUUUGGGACACACGGUAACGGCUUCGGGCAAAUGGAUCGCCCCUCGGGUAUAGCGGUUACCCCAGAUGGAAUGAUCGUGGCUGUGGACUUUGGAAACAACCGAAUCCUCAUGUUCUGACCUUUUAAGGUUUGAAAUACAAAACUGUAACUGUGGACAACUGGAAAAGGAGAUUUUGCACAUCUAUCAGGAGCAAAUGUAGUUUUAUUUAGCAAGUUGACAACAGUUGUAGGGACUUUAUAGUUUUGUAUGAUUCUCAGUGAUCGUGUAACACCAAAUGCUUGCCGUUACAGCACACCGUUUUGACUGCUAAAGGCUGAGAGUGUUUUGCUCUUGGUAUGUGUCUUCAAAUCUUUUUUUUUUUCUUUUUUUUUUCUCAGGGAAUUUCUUGCAUUAUUGAAAUAUGUUCUCUCUGCAUUACACCUACCUCAUCUAGCUUAUGUAUGAAUGUACUCACAUUUGUGCAGAGUCCGUGAAGUUUUAUAAAGAAGCGUCUACCUCAGUGUUUUUUUUUUUCUUCGUUAAUGUGAGAACGUAAAAAAAAACGAAACUAAAUGAAGCAAUGUUUGGGUAUUUGCACAGUUCGCACAAUUUUUUUUCCUGAUUGUUACUGUGCACAAAAGUUAUAUCCCUGAAUGUUUCUCAUAACGAUUGAUAAAAACAAAGCUGCAUGUUUUGGCAGAAACAUUAGGAGAACGUUUUGAUAUAUCUACUGCUAUGUUUUCUUUUUUCUUUUUAUUUUGUGUACAUUUUAAAUCAGACUUUAUCUUUAUCUCAUACCUCAUCUAAACCUUUUACCUCAUUUACCGUAUUAUACCUCUGGGUCCAUGAGCCUCAUUACACAUUUACCUCACUUUAUGGUCUUUUCCAUUUGAAAAUUAUGCAAGCAGUUACCAAAAAUUAAUAUGCUGUAUAACUGAUGAAAAAGACUUCUAAACUAGACAAAUGAUCUGAAUUUAGUAAUUUAAUAGGACCCUCAUUAUGUAAUCAAGACUAUGAGAUUUGCUCUGACUAUGAGAAAUGCAACUGCAGAAGAACAGAUACCCAUGAUUAUUUUAAAUGUGUUAUGAUAAAAGAGUAAAAUGGAGGGUGUUCUUUAAAGAAGAUCUUCAGAUCGGUUUUAUUUUUGGGGAGGGACAAAUUGAAAGAAUGUAGACAAGUGUAUAUCUAAGUGUAAAAAUGACCUAGCCCUUAUCUUUGUGUUUCUAUAGUUUUGUUUUUCAUAUGCAUGAUUUAGGCAAGGUAAACUUGAUCGACACAACUGGCAAACAAGGAUAUAAUCCAGUUCCUCUCAGACUAAGGAUUUUUUUUAUAUAGUGUUCUUUCAAGAUAGGAUGUAUAUUGAGGCCAGGUUCAUAAGAGUCUUAUUACAAACAGCUGCAUUAGAUCACAAGUUGGUUUUUGUUGUUCUAUUGAUAACAGCAUGGCCUACAGUGCUUCCUGUGCCCAUUUAAGAAAGAUCUCCAGGGAGACCAUUCACUCGGUCCGUGUAACAUAAUUUGAAAACACUUAGAAUCAAUUUAACCCAGUUUGAAAUUGGAUAGUUUGUGGGUAGGUUUUUUUUUUUUGCUUCUGUGUUCAAUUGAUUAAAAGAAAGAAGAAGAAAAAAGAGGAAGCAAAGCAUUUGGGGAAAAGAAAAAAUAAUAUAUAAUUAUAAAGCACUGGUGUACAGCAGAACAAAAGCACAUGCUCUCCCAUUAUAGUCUGCCUGAACUUCUUAUGGAAGUUAUUUUAUGACCAACAGGAAAGUGUAUCUCACCAAAGUUGUGUCAUAACUCAAAAUAUGAAGUUUGCAAACAGGCAAUGAGAAUCACUAAUCAUUAAAAUGAGAGUUUUUCCUUUCUGGUAUUAAGUGGUCCAUGGGAAUUUGUAUGUUCCUGUUCUUGCAAGCAUCAUGUGUGUGUGUUUUUGGAUAUUUUGAAAUGGGUGAGCUUUAUACGAACUUCCUUCUGAAUGUGUGUGGAUCCAGCUUGUUCGUACAUAUGUGUGGCAGGCCCACUUACACAACUAACUGUAUAUGUUUGUAAUACUAACCUUUGGGGUUACUUUGCAUGAUGCUUUCUGUUUAACCUUUAGGUAGCAUUUGAAACCAGAAAAUUGUGGGAGUGCUGGACCAUAUGUUGGAAAGUGAUCAUGAUGUUUUCCCCGCCGUUUUCUUAUUGGCUGCAGUUAUCUUGUGUCCUAUCAUGAGUAUUAACGUGCUUGCAUGUAGUUACCUGUGCCUUUCGUGAUGCUAGAUAAAUUGGAAUUGAUUGUCUGCCAAAGGGUGACUAUAGGAAAUAGGCAUGUGCCAAAAAUGAUUCUGAAAGUCACGGGUGCAUUGAGCUUUUGCUUUUAAUUUAUAAAGUGAAUCUUUCUCAGUUGUUUUUCUUUGUAUAUUACCUCAUUAUAAACAAAAUAUUGACUUCAAAUUGUGGAUCAUCAGGCAUAUUUAUGUUGGAGAGAUGUUAAUUGAGAUAAUGUUGCGUUUUAUGCUUGGUGAGAGUGGGAAGUAGGCAGUUAGAUUUAUGAAAAUUGAUAGACAUCUGCACAUUAGAUGAGAAUAGACAAAAAAAAAAAGGACCAGCAUGGGUAACGGAAGCCCGUUUAAUGGAUGUAAGGAGCUUAUACAAUAAAAAAAUUAAGGAUUUGCUGCUUCCACCAACAAAGAUCUUCCCUGUCUUACAGUAUUAAUAUCAGAUUUGAUUGGAUGAAUAUUUAGCCACAAAGUUUUUUUUGUUUUUUUCCCCCUGAAUCCCUGCUCUCUUUAAGAGGGAACUUUAAAUGUAUAUUUUUGCAUGCUGUAGAGGUCCUUGUAGACGGGUGGAUGUAAAAUAUGGAUGUUGGAAAACAAGGGGAGGGAGGAAGAAAAAAUGUAUAAUGUACCAAAACAAAAACAAACACAAAAAGCGAAUAUCGUUUGUUAGCUUGUGGUGAGCGGUUGACUAUAUGAUUGUACUAUUUCUAGAUAGCUUUACAGAGUAAGGUACCUCGCUGAGCUCCAUUCAAAUGCCUUACCACAGCUCCUUAAUGUUAGCUUUUGGAAUCAAAUCAGAACUGAAAAACUGCCAAAGACCUCGUUCGAAUGAAACCUCAGUGUGUGGAUGUAUUUAUAAAUCGAUUUUUCAUGUUUGCCCGAAGAUUUAUUCGUUUGGCAUCGAUCAUUCUUGUAUUUCAACAAGCUGUCGAUAUCUUAACAUAGAGGUGAAACGCUCGUAGAACACGUCCCUGGACGAUGGCUUCUGUGUGUAACACGAGUUUCUGAGCAGGUGCCCUACAGGACCAAAGAUGGAAAAAAGUUUGAAUCCAGCUCCCAAUGAAAACUGAUCUCCAACUGUGUGGUGGUAGAGUUUUAUUUGACGAAGUUGUGAUGACUCAGGAGAGACCAGUACAGAUAAAGCCACUAUAUAAAACCCCUUUAGCGGUGAUUUGGACUAUAUUAAAAGUGUAAGUUCUACUUUGAGAGACAAUUCAUUUUUUUAGGACUGAUACUUUAUCUAGAUAUUAUCUGGCUCAAUGGACAUGAAAGUCAGUGUUAUCAAACUCAGUCAUUGCAAAAAAAAAAAUCUUUCUUUCUCGUUUUUUUUUGUUUUCUUUUUCUUUCGUUGGACCUCCGGUCUCUAAUUGUACGGGUUUUGUCACCAUUUCUGGUGUAUUCCAGCUUAUGACUUCCUUACUGGAGAAAAACAGAAAAUGUAAGUUUAGAAUUGUGUGGUCAUAGAUGCUUUUAUGAUUGUGUUAUCUUAUGGGAAAAAAAGAGAUGUGUAUACACACGUUAAAACCACUCAGGUAGCUUUGUAGGGAUUUGAUUAAAAUUCAAUAUUUGUUUCCUACAGUUUGAUAGUGAAUCCUUUGUUAGUACCUUAUGAGCUUUUGUGUUGUUUUGUUGGUAAAAAUGCUGUUAUUGAAUUGCAUGGGUUUCUUUUCAACCAUGUCACGGUAAACAGUCAGUGAGGGGGUGAGCAAUUCAUAACUUUUACACCAGCAUGUCUCAGUUUUGCAUUCUUCACAAAGUCCGAACUUGAUUUGAUUAAUUUAAACCUCAUGUAACUAAAGGAAUCGUUUACCUCUAUAAUUGAUGGAUGGAUAUAUUAUGAUAAAUGUGUUUGCAUUCAAAGGCUGUUACAAAAUGUAAAAAAAUGCCUUAAAGCUUGAAAAAUAGGGUUUCAAGAAAUUUGAGGCCAACAGUCUGUCUCUAAAUUAGAAUUAUAGUGAUAAUAGACAUUUAGACUUUUGAUAUUUACAUCAGGCUUGGCUGUAAGAGAGGCUAAGCAAAGAGGUGUGGGGAGAUUCUGGUCCAAAGUUCUGACCUGGAAUCGGUUUUGCCUUUUAAAAUAAAAUGAUUGUCCUUUCAGGUGUAUGAUAUUGGUUUAGGAGCCCUCCAAGAGGCCCACCAUUCUUUCCAUCUCUUUUUGUUUCAGAACUCGCACUAUCCCACCAUCUAUCACCCCCUCAACCAAAGCAACAGAACGGUCAUUUAUUACUCUCUGAAUAAGGCUGAUGAGGCUAUAUGAAAUACAUAGUGGUCUGCAGUCUUGUUCUUUUGUCUUUGUGGACUUUAAACAUUUCCUAUGCAGUUUUUUUGUUUUAGUUUUUUAUGUUUGGUUGUUUAUGAUUUAAAUAAAGUUAUACCUCUUUGGAUCCUG